Molecule: messenger RNA, 4209 nt
Organism: Bemisia tabaci
Lineage: Eukaryota; Metazoa; Arthropoda; Insecta; Hemiptera; Aleyrodidae
Product: LIM/homeobox protein Lhx9
Biological process (GO): regulation of transcription by RNA polymerase II; neuron differentiation
Cellular component (GO): nucleus
Molecular function (GO): RNA polymerase II transcription regulatory region sequence-specific DNA binding; DNA-binding transcription factor activity, RNA polymerase II-specific
Source: RefSeq, a predicted model, not a curated record
UUUGCGCAGGUUUCUCUUGCAUCCUUGUUCAUCUUGCGCGUACGGUGCGCGGCUAAAUAUAGAAAAUAAUAUUUACAUGCUUGAUAUCCAUCCAUGCACGUUCGAUAAAUGUUAUUAAUUUUUUCUCGCGUUUGGCUCGUUUGAAAUUUUGAAAAAGUGAGUUCAUCGUCGCUAUUAUCCACGGCUUCGACACCUACGUUUCGGCGGUUUUCGAAAGUUGGAGUUGUGACGAUCGAGAAGUUCUGAUUUUCUAUAACUUUCGUAAAUUUUUGGUCGGCACCAAUUUUGGUUUGUGUCUGUGAUAUAGUUAAUUUUACUAACUACCGAACGCGGUUUUUUAGUACGUAUAUAUUUAUUGUGAUUCGAAGAUUUUUGAUCGUACGAGCGGCGGGUUGAACAUUAACCGGCGGUUUACAUCGAUUUGAUAAGAGUGUUUCGGUUUGUUUGUUUGUUUGUUUUUUGAAGGUUGUGCUUCCGCCUUUCGCGAUUGACAUCUGUGUGGCUUUGAAGUUCAAAACUGUACUGAUCACCUGCAAAAAUACCGGGCUCGACAAAUAUCACCAAGGAGUUAAUUCCGUGCUGAAUUGUGAUUAUUCGUUGACAUGCGGCCUUCGUGCAAGUUUGAGAUUCUCUCGGCAUGAGUGCAGUUAAGUCGGCGCAAUAGUUACGCUGUGCAGUUUAAUACAACGAUCGUUAUCUAAAUUCGGUUUUAGUCCAUAAUAUUCGAGUCUAUUUUUACGGUUCCAGUCUCAAUGAAGUGUCUUUAGAUCAAGUUCUCGGUUCCGAACCGAGUGCUCUUGUGAAAAAUUUAAUUGUGGACGUUGUGUCGCUCUUUCCAUUGUGAAUGACUUUCCGCGUUCCGAUAUUCCUCUCGCCCUGAUGGGAGUUUAUGAAGACAGCGCCCAUCAAGAGACGGGCAUGCAUUGGCAACCGGACCGUCACCAGAUGCUAGCAACUGCGUACGACCCGUCGCGGGACCUGAGUCCGAACCUGCCGACCCUGUCCGGCUCGGGGCGGGGGAGCGAGCCGAUGACGACGUUCGGGGCGAACGGGCCGUGCGCGGGCGGCGGCGGGGGCGGGUACUGCCCCCUCAAGCGGGAGUACGAGGCGCCGGAGGAGGACUGCCGGGGGUGCCGCGACGCCAACGCCAACUGCGACGCCAGCGCCGACUCCGGCGAGUACUGCAUGAAGAGCUGCUCCGAGGACUACCUGGUCGAGCCCAAGCCGGAGCCGCAGGGGCAGCGCGUGGAGGCCGCCCCCGCCGACGGGAACGCCGCCGAAGACGAGUGCGCCGGCUGCGGGCGACGCAUCCGCGACCGAUUCCUCCUCCUCGCCUGCGACCGCCGCUGGCACCAGGCCUGUCUCCAGUGCUGCCAGUGCCGGGCCACCCUCGAGAGUGACGUCACCUGCUUUACCAAGGACGGCAACAUCUACUGCCGCAAGGAUUAUUAUAGGUUAUUUCGCCAGCGGCGGUGUUCGCGGUGUCAAGCAUCGAUCUCGUCCAGCGAGCUGGUCAUGCGAGCCAAAGAAUACGUCUUCCACAUCCAUUGUUUCUCCUGCGUCGUUUGCUCAACCCUCCUCACAAAAGGUGCUUAUUUCGGAAUGCGGGACAGCGCCGUCUUCUGCAGACUCCACUACCAAGAGCUUCCCCCGUGCCCCCCUUGUCCUCCGUGCCCCCCUUGUCCCCCGUCGAACCCUCCUAACUCGACCCCUGAGGACCACUACGACCACUACCCCUCACCUUUCCCCUCUCCCUCCUCCGACUAUCACCCUAGGCUCCACAAUUUACAAUCCUCACCUUUGCCAAAUACCCCCUCCGAUCCUGUCGGGAAAGUAGAAAGCACGUUUUUUAAUGGGGCGCCCACGCCUAGGCAAAAAGGACGGCCUCGGAAAAGAAAACCCAAAGACUUAGAAGCUAUGUCAAAUUUAGAUUUAAAUACGGAAACCUAUCUAGAUGUCGCUUUCUGUCCGGGGACGCCGAGUUUAGGCGCCAACGGAAGCCACCACCAAAGAACGAAGAGAAUGAGGACUUCAUUUAAACAUCAUCAACUUAGGACAAUGAAAUCGUACUUCGCCAUCAACCACAACCCAGACGCGAAGGACCUCAAGCAACUUUCACAAAAGACUGGACUCCCCAAGAGGGUUUUACAGGUAUGGUUCCAAAACGCGAGAGCGAAAUGGAGGCGGAUGAUGGUGAAGCAAGAAGGAGGUAGCAAUAAAUCUGGCGACAAAAGCGAUUCAUCGAACUCAGCAAUAGACACAGUUUACCAUCACAAUGUUUCGGGGAUGUCGUCACCUCAGCAUUAUAUGAGUUCCUCUCCUCUCGAAUGCAGCUCUUAACAGCUCAUAUCGAAUGAAAAUUUAUUCGAUUUCAAAGUUCCAAAGGAGAAAUCUCCUGAAGUAGAAAAUAGGGACGCUGAGCAGAUUAUUAAUAUUUAAAGAAAGUAGUUUAGAAAUUGAAUCCCGUGAUUAAUAAUCUAAUAUUGUCGGUUCAGAUCAAUGUUGAAUAAGGAAUUCGAAAAAAAAACAAAAAAACAAGUCAAAUAUUUUUGAAGAAGUGUGUAAAAUCCUGUUUCGACUUAAAGAAGGGACUAAACAACUUUUGAUCAGAUCUCAGAAAUAUGCUUUAAAACACAAACAUUGCAGUCUUGCAUAAAGUGAAGACGUUUCAAGUUGAGCGAUGGCCUCUUUGUGUCACAAGACAAAUCCAACUAUACCUCAGAUUUUCGUAAUUGAGCUUUUUUUAAUUUAUUGACUUUUUAUUUAAAACUACGGUUUAGUGCAUGUCUAAUGAGAGACGUGUUGAAUUUCUUGUAUAGUUGUACGACACACUAUUACACGCUGAUAAACAUCCACCGAUGAGAAAGAUAUUGACUUCUCUCGACAUAUUUUUUGUAUUAAAAAAUCUUACCAGGAACUUCUUACUUUUAAAAUUUAUUUGCAAUUUUUGUUUUUAUGAUUUGACUGUACUCAGACGAAAACCAAUAUGCACUGAUGAAAAACUCAUAUUGCAUGAAUCCGCUGUCCGGAAUUUUAUCAUCAAUAGAAAAAAACCCACCUGUCAUCCGACGCCCAUAAUUGUUCUUUCCAUUUUGUGGCUUUUUCCAUUUUCUGGGGAAAGUGUUUUCACACUCGAAAAUUACAUAUUUUAAAUAUAAUAGCUGACGAGUUCAUUAUAACCCUCUGAUAUCAUACUUAUAUUUUCUGAACCUUAACAAAAUGUUGCUAAAGAGGCAUUUGACUUAUAUUCAAUGUCUUACAGUAGUCCAUUUUGAUAGCGCUGGGCCGUUUGUUUCUUUUUGGUAAUUUUGUUUUGACUAAUGUUCUUCUUAAUUUAUACUUACAAAUAUUUUGCACGUAUAAUUAAGAAAUCCGAUAGAAUUGGUAAAAAUGAUACACACUUGAAACGGAUCAAUUGGACCACAUUUUGCAAUAAGGAACCACUAUUUUUGACUCAUUUUAAAAACAACAUAAAUUCGAUUGGUUUCCCUAUGCAGAAAGGUGCUUUUAUAGAAGAGCCAGAGAUAGUGGUGCCUUAUUGCAAAAUGUAAUCCAAUUAUUUCAUGAACUUCUCGACAUAGCCAUUCCUUAGUAAAAAUUCCUCUUUCAUUGUUUGAUAUCAUUUAACAAAAUGAGAUAUCACCAGUAGAACUCUGAAACAGCCUCAUUUAUGAGCGGAACCUUUUUUGAAAUUUCAGCGCACUAUGCCUCCCUACAUCACAUCUGAACUUUUGACAAAAGUGAAGUUUUUAUUUCUCUCAUCAAAGACAUGUUUGUUUAAUCCAAAGAUGCCAAUAUUUUAUUGUACUAUAAAAGUGGCCUGGAAUCAGUUUCCAGCCUGUUCAUAGCAAUUAUUUUAAAUGUGAUUUAUAACUCUGACAAUUUUUAAAGUCAGUUAAUUAUGUAAAAUACUGUGAAUUUUUAAAAAUUCGAUCGAUUGGUGUAAAUUAUUCUCUGAAAUCAAAAAUGUAAUAUUUCAACUGUAUUUAUUUGUACAAUGAUUCUAGCUGAUUAUACGAGUCCACGUUGCUCGUUUUUUUGAGUGAACUAACUUCACUUAAACUUUGAUGGAUGCUUGUAAAUACCAAGGAAUCUUUUCUUUAGAUAGAAUUUGUACAAACUGAGCUAUAGAUAUGAUUGUAAAUUAUAGAAAAUGUCUCUUGUGAUAUACACGAUAAUAAAUAUUUUCAAUUAUUAUUUGAACUUUAA